Messenger RNA from Phaeodactylum tricornutum CCAP 1055/1, 2031 nucleotides. RefSeq lists its product with no specific name. The record is from RefSeq and is a predicted model, not a curated record. Lineage: Eukaryota; Bacillariophyta; Bacillariophyceae; Surirellales; Neidiaceae. The transcript has a single exon. The coding region runs from base 92 to 1978 and encodes 628 amino acids.
CGACAACAAAGAAACAGCCAGGAUAAUCCCUUUUUCAGUUCAAAAUCAGCCGGGCCUAUGGUAAAAUAUUGAACUACACUCCAAAUCUAGUAUGAGCCACUUAAUUUCUGGCGAUGUGGAAGCAUCCCAGCAGGAACCACUUUUGAAUUUAGAAAUUGCUCCUCCUCCCGAGAGCAAUCGCCAAAUCUAUGUUGGUAGUGGGGCUGAGGGCGGCGACGGUUGCGAUGAAGUUGGCCAGUAUAUCCAUGGCCCGCAUUCCCUCAUUCUUCCUGAACUUUCCGGCGUGUCAUCCGCCUUGAUGUCCUCCCCGGGACAGACCAAACCUCUGGCUUUUGCAACGACAACACCUCUGCUCAUCAAGCUUGUGCUCCCGAUACUAAUUUUGUCGACACAUGGUUUGUUCUUGUACGGCCAGAUAAAGCCCAUGUGGCGACUAACACAAAGAGUUCAUGUCGAUGUUUGGGCCAACGCGACGAGCACUGAAGCGCGCGUCGCAGUAGACACCCUAAAAAUUCCCCACGAGAAUGAAUAUAAUUUACAUCAGGUAAAGAACAUACGCACGUUUACCUAUGCCUACGCGAUUCAAGAACUUUGGAAGGCGAAGCAUAUGCCAGGCAAGCUACUACCUCGAAUUGCGGCCGUUCUGUUGGGGAUAUUUUCCGGACUUUGGCCGCAUCUAAAACUCGUGCUUCUCAUGUUGACUUGGUUCUUGGCUAAGCAGCCCAUCAGGCGCAAAAGAAUUUUGAAUGCUCUAUCUGUUUUAGGAAAGUGGAGCCUGGUCGAUGUGUUGGUGGUGUGUGUCAUGGUUGGUGUUCUAAAUCUACAAUGGGAGAUUCGUGCAGAGACCAUCCAGCAAGGUGUAUUAGACAAUCUACCCAUUGUCGCUCAAGGAAUAUCAACCUUGUAUAAUUCUCAGGAUAUCUGUUCUCAAGCCCUUCAUUAUUCUUGUCAAAAUCCUUCAAAGCUCAAACACAAAAUACAAUGUCAUGCCUGUCUGACAACAGUAGAGACUUUCUUCAAAUAUCCUCUUUCCUCGGGCAAACCCAUCUUAAAAGGGUUUUCAACGUCGGGAGGAGGAGAAGCUGAGCUCUUUGUUGCCGGUUUGAAUGGCAUCUACUCCUUCUGUGGGGCCGUUAUUCUUUCUAUCCUGCUAAGCCUGGUUGUGGAUUGGUAUGAUCAUAGAGCUCGAGAUCACGAAUUCAAUAACACUGCUUUUGGACCAGGACGUGGCCGCCUCAACACCGAAGAGCAUGACUCAAUAGCUCCCGAAGUUUCUGGGACUCUUUCCCAAGACCAUGAAUUGCUUUUAAGUUUGACCGUUCCUUGCGGUGUUGAUCACAGAUCCGAUGCCGAUAGAGAACUGGACCGCCAAAUCUUGGAAUCUUCGCGUUCGAGAUCUCGCUGGAUUAGUACCACAGCAUCUACGCUGACUGCAUUUUUUAUCUUGGCGGCAGUUACAUCAACAACGAUGCAGCGCAUGGUUAAUGGUGCGCUUCCUAGCCUCUUGCACGAUAUCCUCGGUGUGGAAUGGACAAGAUCAUACAGCUUCCUACAGCUUGCAAAAACGUUAGGAGCUGCCGGUGGCUGGGAUUGGCUUCUCAUGGGUACUUUUGCCCUCUUCAUCGUGGUCGGUCCUUUGAUCCGUUCGCUUUUGUGUUUCAUGGUUUUCAACAAGAAGCAUGAAGAGGGGAGCUCUAUUCGGAGAAGAGUCGGACGCAAAACCUUGGCAGCCGUUGAGUUUAUUGGUGCAUUUUGCGCAUGGGAGGUCUUUGUUGUAGCAGUGCUCAUGGUCGACCUACUCAUGCCUGCUAUUACUUCAACAAUUAUUUUGGAUCAGCGAUGCUCUGAGUUGACCAAUGACUCGACAUGUUUGGAAGUCAAGUUUGAAAUGCUCUACACAUUUGGGUGGGUAGUAAUGGGUGGUGUCUUCCUUGUGUUGGUGAGUCAACGCAUAAGACUCGCUCAUUCGGUACAUUAGGACAUACGCUGUAACCUACUUCUCCCACACGAAAAUACAUAAAGAUACUGUGC